This is a messenger RNA of Baudoinia panamericana UAMH 10762, 1889 nucleotides long. RefSeq lists its product as uncharacterized. Bases 17 to 1759 code for a protein of 580 amino acids. The transcript has a single exon. Gene Ontology annotation, molecular function: protein serine/threonine phosphatase activity. Gene Ontology annotation, biological process: protein dephosphorylation. The record is from RefSeq and is a predicted model, not a curated record. NCBI's taxonomy places the organism in Eukaryota, Fungi, Ascomycota, Dothideomycetes, Mycosphaerellales, Teratosphaeriaceae.
UCAACAUGGAUUCAAUAUGCGGCUAGCAACGACAUGUUUGCGGUCUCUAAGGUCGCCGUCGUCUGCGCUGAGGCCAAGUCCGCGCUUAUGGCGAACUUACAACCGCGUGGCUGCAAAUGGACCGCACACAACGUACUUUCAGCCACCUCCUAAACCGCCGAGACGGAUUCUCAGCACUCUUUUGCUGGGUACAGCAUGCAUAGGCCUUGGUGCAUACGGUCAUGCAUGGCUGUAUGGACUUCCUCUCCUCGGUAUCGGCCUUGAGGACAUCGAAGAGGUCCCGCCUGGCGCGGAUGCCGAAGCUCUGGAAGAAUCUAUGCGUAAUGCCCUCCAAGCAGCAGCAGCCAGCGGUGUAUCUCCCAUGAGUCUAGAGACGUGCCAAGACUUCCUCGAGUCGAGAGCUGGCUAUUCUGUGUCGCACACAGCCGUCUCGCACGUCGCGCAGUUGGGUUCGAACAUUCCCAUCGAAGACACCUGGUCAGGCGGCACCUUCACCUUCUACAACGAUCCAAUGAAGGACUGGUCCGAGUGGGCCAUCUUCGACGGUCAUUCCGGCCCACGGACCGCUCAGGUCCUCAAAGAUCUCUUACCAGAAUUGGUAGGCCAAGCUUUGGGAAGCCCGAGCGCGUCGGAAAGCCAGGUUUCUUGCUUCGACCGACCCUACGUCCCGCACGAUUCAUACAUCAGAGACGUGAUCAAAGAGAUCUUCGUACAGACAGAUACUGAAUUGUUGGAUCGUGCCGUCAACGCUUUGCACGACAAAGUUAUUGAUCCAGUCGAGACUGUCUCUGCGAAAGCGCCAGUCUUCCGCCAUCACAUUUUGAGUCGAUCCGAAGCGAUUUCUUUGGUGGCACCAGUCUUCUCAGGAUCAUGCGCGCUGAUGGCUCUUUAUGAUCCGCACAAACAAGUUCUUCGAGUGGCCAACACUGGGCAUUCAAAGGCAGUGCUGGGUCGAUGGAAUCAAGCCGAGAGCAGUUACGUCGCUCAGCUGAUGUCAUCUGAUCGGCCAGAUUUUGACACCAAUAUGGGUCAGCGUAAGAAGAAUGAGGACCCUGCCGGGUCCGCCAUGGUACCUGAGACGAGAGGGUCUCACGGAGUUUCGGCGCCGCGCUCGUUCGGCGAUGCGAAAUGGAAGUGGCCGGUGGAAGCGACCCGUCGAGCACACGAGCUCCUCUGGGGUCCAGAACCACUGCCGAUUGACUUAGGCGCGAAGCCACCUUAUGUAUCCGCAGAGCCUGAGAUUGCGGAGACAGAGGUCAAGGCGGGUGAACAUUCCGACUUCUUGAUCAUGGCUUCAGACGGUUUCUGGAAGCACAUCAGCUCGGAGGAUGCCGUGAGCUGUGUUCAGAUGUGGCUGGAGAGGAACAAGCCAACAAACUUUCUUGAACCGAUGAAGAAGAAAUCCUUCUUCGGUGCGCUUGGCUUCGAAGGCUACGACCUCCAUUCUUCGUUGCAGAGCUUGGCUGGGCCCUUCGCUCCGAGGGUGGCCAAAAGCCCGGACCGUGAGCAGAACGACGACACUUAUUUCGAUGAGGCCGAAAGGCGUCUCAAGUGGCGUGUCAGCCCGAAACACUUCGUGGUGGAGGACAACCACUGUGGCAUACAUCUCAUUAAGAACGCACUGGGUGGCAAGCGCAGAGACCUGUUCGCCGGCAUAAUGAGUGUACAACCACCUCUCAGUAAAAUGGUGCGUGACGACAUUACCGUGCAAGUCAUCUUCUUUGGAGCUGAUACCCAGGAUACGAUCAAGAAUCAGUAGACGGCCUUGACUGGUGCGCUUUUUAUAUGACAAAGGUAGAAGGUGACAUAGCGUGGCGUUAGAAAGAGCAUGUCUUAGCACCGCAAAUUAGGUAGCCACAGCAAACCAAUUGGCCAAACGAAGUUGAACC